Messenger RNA from Staurois parvus, 339 nucleotides. The record is from the annotation of a GenBank genome assembly. NCBI's taxonomy places the organism in Eukaryota, Metazoa, Chordata, Amphibia, Anura, Ranidae.
GACUGCGGACACAGUACAGGGGAUGACCAGAGACUGCGGACACAGUACAGGGGAUGACCAGAGACUGCGGACACAGUACAGGGGAUGACCAGAGACUGCGGACACAGUACAGGGGAUGACCAGAGACUGCGGACACAGUACAGGGGAUGACCAGAGACUGCGGACACAGUACAGGGGAUGACCAGAGACUGCGGACACAGUACAGGGGAUGACCAAGAGACUGCGGACACAGUACAGGGGAUGACCAAGAGACUGCAGACAGUAAAGGAGAUGACCAGAGACUGUGGACCUUUGGGCAGGGAGGGGGAGCGGCCGUGCCCACUGCGCAUGCGUGAGAAG